Molecule: messenger RNA, 2695 nt
Organism: Drosophila grimshawi
Lineage: Eukaryota; Metazoa; Arthropoda; Insecta; Diptera; Drosophilidae
Product: putative mediator of RNA polymerase II transcription subunit 26
Exons: 4
Coding region: 411-2357 (648 amino acids)
Source: RefSeq, a predicted model, not a curated record
CUCGAAGAAAGCUGAUCGUGACGGUCGUGUUUGUUGUGCGUUGCAGUUGAGUGAUUUCUUGCCGUGAGCGCGCGCGUAUUCAAUUUUCGUUGUUGAAAUUGAUGUUGAUUAAAAAGUGCCAGCCAAAUAUAUAAUUGAAAUAGUAAAUUGAAAUUGAAUGAUAAAGAAACAAGCUUGCAUUCGAAGAAAAAAACCAACUUGUGUGUGUGUAAGUGAUUUUGUGUGUGUGCGUGACAGUGUGUGUGUGUGUGCUGUGAGCGUUCGUGAAAAAAUGCACUAAACAAGAAAUCAACGGAAAUUAGCGAAAACAACAACAACAGCAACAACAAUGCUAAACUAAAAGGCGCUCAAAACCAAAAUCAGAAGUAAAACACAACUUAAAAUUCCGGAUUUGUGUGCAAAGCAAGAAAAUGCAAAACACGAUGCAAACUUUAGCCGCUGUCGGCGCUGCUGGUGCUGCUUCUGCUGCUGCGGAGGCGCCAGACUUUGAUUUCCAGAUGCCGUGUCGCUAUUUCAAAAGUUCUUUUGCGCGUUCGCUUUCGCUGAACAACAACAACAACAAUAACAGCAUUUCUUUAACGUUGGCCAAGAAGUCGCCGCAGAUUGAGGCCAAGCAGCAGCAACAACAACAACAACAGGAGUCGGCACAGGAAUCACCCUGUUUAACGCCGCCGCCAGCGUUGCCCGCGCGGCGUCACACAUCAGCCAGCAACAACAACAACAACAACUGUUUUACACAUUUCAACGCAGCGCCGGCUAAUCAGCUGCAACAACAACAGCAACAACUGCAACAACUACAACGGAAUCUUAACUUGGCCGUCAGUUGGUCAAUGCAGGAUGCCAGUUGCCAUGUUGCCGCACCCAAUAACAGCUACAACAACUUGCCGCAGCAGCAACAACAUCAGCCAGCCACAGCCACAGCAACAGCCACAGCAACCGUAGCAGCAACACACGAGCAAACUUUAAAUGUCGAGGCUGUCAUAUUGCAAAAUCAGGUGGAUACAUUGCAUUGGCAAUUGAAGCAGACGGAAACCAAUUGUGAAAUGUAUCGCGCUGUUAUGGAGGAAGUGGCACGCUUCUUUGAGCGCUAUCAGCAGCAACAGCAACUGCAACAGCAGCAGCAACAACAGCUGCAGCAGCAACAGCAGCAACAGCAACAACGUCAGCCACCAUCGAAUCGUUAUAGUCUGAUUGGUGUCGGUGAGCAAAUCUCCCGCUCAAAGAGUCUGCAUCAUGUGGUGCAGGGCGUACAGAGUGAUCCGAAUGGUUGUGUCGACCAUCCCACUGGCGGUGGCAGCAACAACAUGAGCAGCUCAGCUGCCAGCAACUCUGCCUCGUAUUUGCGUGCACGCAGCAGCACAAAUCUGAUGCUCAAUAAAUCGAUGCUGACAAUGAAUGAGGAGCACAGCUACGAGAGCAUUGCACCAGCGGGCAGCUACAAUGCCUUCAAGGACUUUACCUGGCGACGCUCACCCAAAAAGCUGGGCGGCUGCAAGACGCGUCUCUCCAGCGCUGAAGCGGCCGAGGAGAAGCUCAACCAGGAGGCGUUCCGCUUGGCGCGCACCAUACGCAAUCUGCUGCACACGUCGGAACAGCAGCCGGAUCUUACCCAGCCUCGUCACUCGAUGGCCGGCGGUGUUGGGCAUCGUCUUGGCAAGCAUCAGCUGACCAACAACUCUGUGCUGACAAUUCACAGCCCACCGCUGCACAAUUCGACCAGCAUAGAUGCUAAUCCCGGCAAGAACGAUAACAAUAACAACAACAACAACAAUAAUAUCAAUAUCAACAGCAACGGCAGCAACAGCAAUGCUCCCAGCAGCGCUGAGAUGCUAUUCUUACGCUCGAAUACAAUGCGAGAUUCGCGUCUAUCGCUGCGUAGCUCCACCGAUAGCUCUGUGCAUUCCACCAUCUCCUCGACGGCUUCAUCCUCAUCGAAAAUCGAAACCGAUGAGGAGAUCACAGCCAACAACAACAACAGCAGCAUCAGCAGCAACAACAACAACAACAACAAGCCAAUUAAACCAGCUGGCAAUGGUUCCAGCACAGAGGAUGAGAGUGGAUUUAGCUCCAUCAGCUCCUUUCAUGAUGUCGGCCUGCCGCUUAGCUCGACGCUAAUUGCCGGCCGUCUGUCGCUCUCCACGGAAAGUCGCAACUCGACGCUGAAGUCGGCUCUGAAUGCGGUGGGUGUGCCACUGCAACCACUGCAAGCGCAACCACUACAGCAACCAAUGCAGCCACAGCACUCGCCACCGCAGCAGCCAUCGCAGUCUCCAGCAAAGACCUAUCGCAAUGCCAAUCGUUAUCAGCGCUUCUCCACGCUCUCCAACGAGGAUGCAGCUGCUGUGCUUUGGGUCUAGAUGAAACAAUUUCAUUUUCUCAAAAUUGUACACCUUACAACACCACCACCAGCAGCCCCCUUCCAGUGGAACUCUCCGUUUAAGUUAAGUUUUAGUUAUUUGUGCCUUUCGUUAAGCUCUUUUAGCUGUUGUCUAAGUUAAAUUGCAACAUUUUUCGAAUAUGUACGAUAUGUUUUUGAAACCGCCUUUAUUUUAUAAUUAUGUAUUUUAGUUUUCAGUUUCUUAUCUCGAAUACGCCGCAUUUUUACAUUUAACAUUUUUGUAAAGUUUUAAGCUUAAGUUUUGCAGUAUUUAUACAAUUUUGCAGCUCUCUAAAAAUAAAAGUAGAUUUAAAACAU